This is a messenger RNA of Episyrphus balteatus (marmalade hoverfly), 2043 nucleotides long. RefSeq names its product slowpoke-binding protein-like. The transcript is spliced from 11 exons. The record is from RefSeq and is a predicted model, not a curated record. Bases 66 to 1958 code for a protein of 630 amino acids. NCBI's taxonomy places the organism in Eukaryota, Metazoa, Arthropoda, Insecta, Diptera, Syrphidae.
UUUUGGUGUGCCAUUGGAGCUAUAGUAUUGGGAGCCAUUGCGGUGAUAUCAUAUUGGAUACGAAAAUGCAGGACACCACUGGGCAGCAAUUACAGCACCAACACAAUCACCAGCUUCAGCAACAACACCAACAGCUCCUCCAAGCGGCCGACAAUAGAAUCAUACAACAACAUCCAAUCAAACAAAAGGAUAUAUUUUAUCAGCCUUUGCAGGCGAAUACACUCCAAUGCAAUCUACCACCACAUGCACCUCUGUCAAUACCGAUCACCGGCGGCGGCGGCGGCAACGGCCUACCAACAUCCACACCCACAUCGGCACAAUCAAAUCCCAAAUCAGUAUCAAUUCUAGUAUAUAAGACCCUAAAUACGGUUUUCAAAAGUAGUCGCAAGAUCAUCUUUCGAGUGUGCGAGGUAGCCAGUGCCAAAAAGUCCUUUACCAUGUUCAAAUUUAAUCAGCGAGCGAAAAGCUCUGAAGCUACUGCGGCAGCUGCUUGUACGGGACAUGAUCGGUUUAGUCAAGUACGAGUUACGAAUAAGAAAAAGAAGGACUUUUACAAGAAAAAGAAAAGUAAUGGACUGAGACGAAGUAAUUCUGCCGUCGAAUUUGAUGCUUCAGCACUAACCGCAGCUAAUAGAAGGCAGCUUUUUAGUCGGAAUCGUUCAGCCAGUUCAGAACAGGACAAUUCGGAUCAAUCAGAACAUUCGGAAAAAUCCCCGCUAGUUAGCGCGAGGUUAGACAAUCUAGCAAAACUAUUUUUUAGCAAAUCGAUGCCAUCGGAAACUGGAAGUAGAGAUACAAUAGAAUCAGUGCUAACUACAAGACCAAAUUUAAAGUACCAAUACUCAGCGCUAGAUGGCGGUACUGGUGUCACUGACCGUAGUCCUCGCGAACGAGCCUCCCGUGAUCGUGCCCUUAACGCUUGCAAGGAAUGGGUGCAAAACUCAAAUGGGCGUUACGAAGUUAUCGCCCAUCUUGACGAGAUUGGUUCUCGUCACUCGAAGAACUGGUUUCUAAUCAAUGAUUCUUCGGUCCGCACUGACCGCCUUAUGACCUUACUUCCAUUACCUCCAGACUGUGUUGCCUUAGAUGAACUGCCACCAUGUGAAAGUCCAAAGGGAAUACUUAUGGAAUUGCUCGGUUCCCUCCAUCAUCCGUAUAUCUAUCCUGUUCUAGAUUUAGGUUUUUUACGUACCAGUUCAAUUAAUUAUGCUUGCCUGGUAACACCAUUUAAUUCACGUGGCAGCCUCAAGGAUCUUAUUUAUAAAGCCCAGUGGAAUGAGCCAUGGAAUCGCAAGUAUACAAGAAAGCCAAACGGUUUGCCAGCAACUCAAGUGCAAAGAUUGGGUCGUCAGAUACUUGAAGCUUUGCUUUUUCUAAAAGAACGAGGCUUCCCAUUGCACGGUCAUUUGCAUAGUGGAAACGUUAUUUUGCAGAAUGGUGCCGCAAGACUCUCUGGCCUAGAGAAUGGCCUUUUAGGGUUAAGUUCCCGCAUCAAUGCGAUUAUGUGGUCACGUUCAACCACAGACAUCGAGAAUGUAGAUAUCAUUUGUUUCGGCCAUUUACUUUAUGAGAUGUGCACUGGCCAAGAGAUGACCACACCAAAACCGUCCAUGAGAGUUCUUGAAAUGGAUCUAGAGCAAUAUCCACAGAUUUUGGAAAUUCUGGGAUUAAUCUUUGAUCCACCAGGAGGCCAAUGUCCUUCAGUGGAGGAACUUGUGCUGUGCGAUCUUUUCCGUAAUAUUGAUUUGCGUGAACUUAGAGGUCCAUGCUUUAGUACAAUCAAACCAAGUCUAAGUAGAUCAACCCUUAAUUUGCUGCUUGCCGUAAAAAAGCGACAAACUGCAUCCUUAGGCAGCUCAUUUAGCGAAACAAGCUCCCCAUGCACACCGCCAUCGACACCCCGCGACCGAAGGGUUGGUUUUCCGCCUGCACCCUAUGAAGUGUUUCGUUUGAUUUAAUUACCCAUCCUUCCACCAAAAAAAAAUUAAAUUAAAUAAACAAAAAAAUAAAAAAAAAAAGAAUAAAUUAAAACCUAACUAAGCC